CAAAUAGAACCAACAGUGGCAAGCGGUUGAACCUAAGUCUAACGCGGAGGCUUACCAAAAGAAAAUGUGUUUCAGAAAUAGCCACGUACCGAUCUCCUCAAUCAAAACCGGUGGCUCCACAUCAGCCAUCUCCCCAACAGUCACCAUCAGCACCAGCACAACCAUCAGCAUCCUCACACCUAACAUCACCGCCACCACAAGCACCUCCACCACAAGCACCUCCACCACUUCCACAACAGCCAUCAAUCCCAGAACCAUUACCAAAACGACCAAUACAAGUAUCAACACAUUUAAAACCAUUUCAUUUAACACCAGUGCUACCACAAUCAUCAACACGCCAACCAUCUUCACAAGAGGAAUUAUUCCCUACAGCGAAACAACUACCUCUAUCACCCACAUCACCAACGGGGCAAGUUGAUUACAAGGCAACUCUGCAGAAUGAGCUUGUUGAGGUGGAACGAGAAAAUAUUGCCAUGUUGGACGGUAACACCGGGCACUUGAUUGUGACGUCUUCAACAAAUAAACUUCUCUUACCACAUGUUACUCAUCGAAGCCCAUUGCAUGAUACUAUCCUUUUCAAAACUAAGGCAAAUUGCGCUCCAGAUGUUGAGACUGCUUUUAGAUUAUACGAUGAAUGCGAGGGUGCAGUGUCGAUGAAAUACCGACGUACAGUAAACUCUGGCGUCGAGAGUCUUCGGUUUACACGCAAUGCAAUCAGUGAAGCUAGUCGUGUAUUUUUUCACAUGCCCAAAAACGAAAUGGGGCAGCAGGUGGUGGAAAAAGAUGAGAGUGGCUGCUUUUUGCUGGACGUUUAUGUGAAGAAAGAGGGCAAUGAAAACAUCGAGCUCCGUUUACUGCAGGAAAUCGUAGCUGAAGGGGGACAUACAUUACCAGUUUUGGGAGAAGGCCAUGAAGCUAUAUUCAACUCUAUGAUGAAAGCUAAAUAUUCAAAAGUUGGUCUUUUUGAGUUGCCGGAUGAAACGAGAAAAUAUCCUUUCAGGCCUUGUGACAGACGGCAGCAUGUUCCAGCGCCAACAGAUAUUCAGAAAACGACAAAUGAAAGUGUUAAAAUGUUCCGAAUGAUCACGUCUCCGUACGCGAACGAAUCUCUUGUGUACCCAGCCCCUUCUACAAUAAACGGUGCCGGUAUGGGCCUGUUCUUACGACCAAGGACUACUAGGGUGUCAGCAGGGAGCUAUUUGUGCACCUACUCAACCUCUUCGGUGGAGGAGCGACCAUCUCCAGAAUCUGGUAAGUACUGCCUGAUCAUCAUUUCUUUUAUUAUUAUUAUUAUUAUUAAUUAA
Molecule: messenger RNA, 1304 nt
Organism: Paramuricea clavata
Lineage: Eukaryota; Metazoa; Cnidaria; Anthozoa; Malacalcyonacea; Plexauridae
Source: the annotation of a GenBank genome assembly